AUGCGGAGCAGAUACACAUUCAUGUCUAUGGAGAAGUUCGGAGACAACUGUGUCUCUAGAGAGGGUAUCGGGGUGGGCUCAGCCUUACUCAGCUUCGCCAUCUUUCACCUAAAGAGCUCACAGCCCUCUUCAAGCAACCUGGAUCUUAAAAAGCCUUUUGAUAAAGCGCUGGAAGCUUAUGAAACUAAAGUCACUAAGAUAGAGAAGGAGAAGAAGGAGCAUGCUAAGCAGCAUGGGAUGAUACGGACAGAGUUCAGUGGAGGAGAGAUCGCUGAGGAGAUGGAGAAGGAGAGACGCCUCUUUCAGCUCCAGAUGUGUGAGUAUCUUCUCAAAGUGAAUGAAAUUAAAACAAAGAAGGGGGUCGAUUUUCUCCAGAACCUCAUCAAAUAUUUUCACGCCCAAUGCAACUUUUUCCAGGAUGGUCUGAACACAGUGAAUAGCCUCAAACCUUCCAUAGAGAAACUGGCUACAGACUUGACUAUAAUCAAACAGACCCAAGAUGGAGAGAGGAAACAGCUUAGUGAGCUCAGAGACGUUCUCAAGUCCUCCCUACAGUCUGAACAGAAAGAGGAGACCCAGGCCAAGCAGACAGGAUACAGCCUUCACCAGCUCCAGGGGAAUAAGGCCCACGGUACAGAACGCUAUGGAAUGCUGUACAAGAAGAGUGAGGGUCUCAGGAAGGUGUGGCAAAAGAGGAAGUGUUCAGUGAAGAACGGGUUCCUGACUAUCUCCCAUGGAACGGCUAACACACCACCAGCUAAACUCAACCUGCUAACCUGUCAAGUGAAGCGUAACCCGGAUGAGAAGAAAAGCUUUGAUCUCUUCUCACAUGACAGAACCUAUCACUUUCAAGCUGAGGAUGAGGCAGAGUGUCAGAUAUGGAUCUCAGUCCUGCAGAACAGUAAGGAGGAAGCCCUGAACGAUGCCUUCAAAGGAGACCAGGACGAGGGAGGGGAGAACAACAUAGUCCAGGAGCUGACCAAGGCCAUUGUCAGCGAGRUCGAGAGGAUGAGCGGCAACGAUGUGUGCUGCGACUGUGGAGCGCCCAAUCCCACCUGGCUCUCCACUAACCUGGGUGUGCUCAUCUGCAUCGAGUGUUCUGGAAUCCACAGGGAGAUGGGUGUUCACUACUCUAGAAUACAGUCUCUCACACUGGACGUCCUGGGAACCUCAGAGCUCCUGCUGGCUAAGAAUGUAGGGAACGCAGGUUUCAAUGAGAUCAUGGAGGCGGACCUGUCUGCACAGAGCGUGACUAAACCGAACCCCUCCAGUGACAUGCAGACGAGGAAGGACUACAUCACAGCCAAGUACACRGAGAAGCGUUUUGCUCAGAGGAAGUGUGCGGACGUGGCGUCCAGGCUGCAAGUCCUGUGUGAGGCAGUGAAGACCCGAGACAUCCUCUCUCUCAUCCAGGUCUAUGCUGAAGGAGUGGACCUGAUGGAGACCAUCCCGCUGGCCAAUGAGCAUGAACCGGGUGAGACAGCACUACACCUAGCAGUACGAAUGGUGGACCGCAACUCCCUCCAUAUUGUGGACUUCCUGGCCCAAAAUAGUGGCAACCUGGAGAAGCAGACAGCCAAAGGGAGCACGGCACUGCACUACUGCUGCCUGACCGACAACAGCGAGUGUCUCAAACUGCUACUGCGGGGCAGGGCCUCAGUCAGUAUUGCCAACGAGGCAGGAGAAACACCAAUGGACAUCGCCAAGCGCCUCAAACAUACGCAGUGUGAGGAGCUGCUGACCCAGGCCGAGACGGGGAAGUUCAACGUCCAUGUGCAUGUGGAGUAUGAGUGGCGGCUCAGCAACGACGACGACCUGGACGAGAGCGAAGAUGAGAUGGAGGACAAGCCCAUUCCCCACAGACGGUCAGAGCAGGAACGUCCUGUCAGCUGUUUCGUCCCGAGCAGUGGUCUCAUGGGUCCAAUGCCUGGUGGUCCCAACAUGGCCUCCCUAGCCCGCGACGCAGCCAGCCUGGCCAGAGACAAGCAGAGAGCCCAUCUCCCCAGCAUGAUGAUGAACAACGAGACCUAUGGCACCAUCCUGGAACUCAGCCCCCCUCCCUCGUUACCGGUGGUACCCAUCCCUCACCUUCCCCCCAGGACAGCCACCAAAGGUCCACGGUGGAAGCAGGCUCCUAUGGAGGUGGUGGGUAGACARAGGUCCUCCUCAGACCCCCCAAACCCUCACACCCCAGACCCCAACAGCUCCAUGUAUGUGCUUCCUCCAACUGCUCCCCCUCCCCCUGUGAACAAGAGGACCAAUGUGAUGGAGCCUAGAGGCCAUAAGACUGGUCCUCUACCACCUUUACCUCCAGUAUUACCUGGGCCUCCAGUGCCAACGGUCAUCCCAGGAGGACCAGUCCUACCAACAGCACCCCCCUUCAAACCCACACAGCCCCCUCCUGUCCCCGCACACCCCUCUCCUGUCCCCGCACACCAUCCCAGCAGGAGAGCCACAGGGCCCAAGUCACCUAWAUCACCGACUAGUUCAGAUAAACCCACUCCUAAAGGACCUCCCACCAGGACUGCUGGACUAACUGAUGGACCAGGUAAACAGACAAAUACAAUUAUUAUAGAAUAUUAAAUAACUGGUCUGUUCUGAUUCAAAGAGCUUUARUGUACAGUUGAAGUUGGAAGUUUAC
This is a messenger RNA of Salvelinus sp. IW2-2015, 2641 nucleotides long. The record is from RefSeq and is a predicted model, not a curated record. NCBI's taxonomy places the organism in Eukaryota, Metazoa, Chordata, Actinopteri, Salmoniformes, Salmonidae.